Pipistrellus kuhlii (Kuhl's pipistrelle) is the source of this 1728-nucleotide messenger RNA. It is a transcript of the gene GDF15, whose product is annotated as growth differentiation factor 15. Gene Ontology annotation, cellular component: extracellular region. The record is from RefSeq and is a predicted model, not a curated record. NCBI's taxonomy places the organism in Eukaryota, Metazoa, Chordata, Mammalia, Chiroptera, Vespertilionidae. Gene Ontology annotation, molecular function: cytokine activity; growth factor activity. Gene Ontology annotation, biological process: SMAD protein signal transduction.
CCGCAACCCAGGCCUGUGCCCUUGACUGGAAUUGAACCCAAACUCGUCAGUCCGCAGACCGGUGCUCUAUCCACUGAGCCGAACCAGCUAUGGCCGCCUUGUUUUUCCAUAUAGAUUCAGCCUUUGGUUCUAACCAGAGCGGGAAGAGAGGAAACGCCAUCAGGAAAGAAGGCCACUUUGAAAGCUCUUGCUGUGGAGUUUAGCACAUAAUAAUGUUGAGGGUUUGUUUUGUGUGUGUGUGUGUGUGUGUGUGUUUUGAGAAAAUCUAUUUUCCCAUCAGCCCACCAACCUAGGAUGAUGCCCCCAUUUCACAGACGUCUCAGAGGCACUCCUGGGCCCCAGCUUCCCCAGGAGCACCCCCCUCAAGCUUCUCCCAGAGAAGCAGCCACAGACCCUGCCCAGCUGUGGUCCCGGGAGUGUUUACUGUGCCGGCGGGACCGGGCGGGCGGGGGCGGACAAAGUCCGGGGGAUAUAAAGUCUGGCAGCAGCGUCCGGUCAGUCACAGCUCGGAGCACAGGAGCAGGGCUCUGCCCGGGCAGGCCCGCCCGCCGCGCUGCCCUGCGAUGCUGCUGCUGAUGCUGCUGGCGCUCCCCGGGCUGCCGAGCGGAGACACCCUCUCCCUCGCCCAGGAGCACCUCCAGGCCGGCCCGGGACCCUCACACGUGCAUGCCAGUCCGAACAGCUCCAGACUCCGGGAGCUGAGGAAACGCUAUGAAGAUUUGCUGACCAGGCUUCGAGCAAACCAGACCUGGGAGGCGAACCCGGGCCUCAUCCCUGCCUCUCACAUCCAGAUUCUCACCCCAAAGCUGAGACUUGGACCAGGCGGCCGCCUGCACCUGGGCAUCCCCAGGGCCAACCUGUCUAAGGGGCUCCCCGCAGCCUCCCGCCUGCAUCGGGCCCUGCUCAGGCUGUCCUCCCCAACGGAGUCGCGCACGUGGGAUGUGACGCGGCCGCUGCAGCGUCAGAUGGGCUUCGGCGUCUCCCGGGAGCCCGCCCUGCGUCUGAACUGGCUGCCGCCUGAUCGGUUGCGGGCGGAGGCAUCGACUGCGGCGGGGCUGCGGCUGGAGCUGCACUGGCGGCCACGCGCCGGCAGGGGGCGCCGCAGCACGCAUGCGCGCGCCCCGGACGGCUGCCCGCUCGGCGAGGGCCGCUGCUGCAGCCUGCGGAGCCUGCGCGCGUCGCUGGAGGACCUGGGCUGGGCCGACUGGGUCGUGGCGCCGCGCGAGCUGGAUGUGCGCAUGUGCGGCGGCGCGUGCCCGAGCCAGUUCCGGCCGGCCAGCAGGCAUGCGCAGAUGCUGGCGCGCCUGCACCGCCGGAAGCCCGAGGGCGUGCCCGCGCCCUGCUGCGUGCCCGCCAGCUACGAGCCGGUGGUGCUGCUGCACCGGGACAGCGAGGGCCGCGUGUCCCUCACGCCCUUCGACGACCUCGUGGCCAGCGACUGCCACUGCGUGUGAGCGGACCUGGACCUCCAUCCACGGCCCGUGCUCAGUGGGAGGCGACCUCAGUCCGGGCCUGUCGCAUGGAAUGGGCUAGUGGGACCCGAAAUAAUGCAAUGGCAAUCAUUGCUGUCUGCGGCCUGCCGCCAAAAAACAACGUUUUUAUGAGUUGAUAUUUAUUAUUAAUUUAUUGGGGUGACUGGCCUGAGGGCCAGAGAGCUGGGGAGGGCUGAUCCAGCAGGGUGUACAUUUAUUUAAACUGUGGUAAUAAAAGUGAAUCUGUCAGACCUGA